Aspergillus sclerotioniger CBS 115572 is the source of this 1396-nucleotide messenger RNA. Its product is annotated as DUF1295 domain protein. The transcript is spliced from 2 exons. NCBI's taxonomy places the organism in Eukaryota, Fungi, Ascomycota, Eurotiomycetes, Eurotiales, Aspergillaceae. The record is from RefSeq and is a predicted model, not a curated record. The coding region runs from base 91 to 1212 and encodes 373 amino acids. Gene Ontology annotation, cellular component: membrane.
CACCUUUUCCCACCAGAGCUCUCUCUCCACUCACAUGCGAGAGCUUUCCCAUCACCCCAGCAGCAACUGACUCCAGUCCAGCUUACCAAGAUGGCGCUACCACUCCCUGACGUCAAGUCCGUCGCCGACUGUGCAUCCUUCGGCCACACUGUCCUACCCUUCCUGUCGCAAAUCACAGCGCUUCCCGAGCGACUGCAGCUGGCGGCGGCGGCCAAGGAUGUCGACAUCCUCAAGGACAUCUAUCUCUCCACCAACCCUUUUAUCACGGCCCUUGGCUUCAGUUUAUUCCUCUCCAUCAUCCUCCUGAUCGCCUCGGAGAUCAACCGGAACUACUCCCAGGUUGACCGGUUCUGGAGCAUCCUCCCAUCCGUGUACAAUGUGCACUUUGCUGUCUGGGCACGCUUGUCGGGUCUCCGGACCCAGAGUUUGGAUAUCAUCGCCGCCAUCAUCUUGAUUUGGAGUGUUCGUUUGACGUUCAACUACUGGCGCCGAGGUGGCUACUCCAUCGGCUCGGAGGACUACCGCUGGCAGAUCGUGCGGUCCAAGGUCAACAACCGAUUUGCCUUCUUCCUAUUCAAUAUCCUCUUUAUCAGCCUAGCACAGUCUUUGCUGCUGCUUUUCAUCACGGCCCCGACCUACAACUUCCUCCUUCUCUCCCGCUUGUCGGAUCAGAAGUCCUUUGAGCUCCCUGACCUCAUCUUCUCCCGUGUCGCCUUCUUCUUCAUCAUCAUUGAAUACUUUGCCGACCAGCAGCAAUGGAACUUCCAGACCGCCAAACAUAGCUACCAGAAGACGGCGCGGAUCCCUGACCAGUACAAGGGGCAGUUCGACCCUGAGGAUCUGGAGCGCGGAUUCGUCGUCAGUGGAUUAUGGUCCCUUUCUCGCCACCCGAACUUCCUCUCCGAGCAGCUCAUCUGGCUCACCCUGUAUCUCUGGAACUGCUACCGCACCGAAUCCUACGUCCAGUGGACCGGCAUUGGCGUCUUGGGUUACCUGCUCAUCUUCCAGGGCAGCACUCGUCUCACCGAGUCGAUCAGCGCCAGCAAGUACCCCGAAUACCGCGAGUAUCAGGCUCGCGUGGGACGGUUUGUCCCCCGUCUGUCGGUCAAGCCUAAGUACAAGCGCAGCGGCAAGAAGAAGGCUCGCCAGGCUGUCACCGAGAUUGACAAUGGCCAGCAGAUCGUUCAGGAGGCGGACAAGAAGAGCCAGUGAUGUAAGGGUGCGCCUAAUGAAUUAGGCCGAUAUUAGCCUUUCUACUCGGUUGUGGGUGUUCAUUAUAUUCUUUAUCUGGGGUUUCUUUUUCUGCUUUAAGUUACUUGGAGUACAUAUUUUGGUGUUGGAUUCUCGGAAAACAUAUAUCAUCUAGCUUUUUGCAUAUACCUUUAUCAUCUUCACU